AAUUAAUUAGGUAGACUCAUAAAGUCAUGCAAGAUGGGGGAGAAUGUGAAUGUCCAUCAGAAUAAUCCAUCAGUAGGCUCUAGAUCCUUAAAUAAUUAUGGGAGGCAUGGGAGCCAGGACAGGAGCGCUGAGCUGGGAGGUACUGAUGGUAUUGAUGCCACGCUUGAUGUCAACACAGUGUUUACCAUCAAACAUGACCCGUUGGAGGCAGUCAUCAAAGAGGACCCGUUAAAGGCCAUCAUCAAAGAUGACCCGUUAGAGGCCAUCAUCAAUGAGGAGGACCCGUUAAAGGCCAUCAUCAAAGAUGACCCGUUAGAGGCCAUCAUCAAUGAGGAGGACCCGUUAGAGGCCAUCAUCAACAAUGACCCGUUAGAGGCCAUCAUCAAUGAUGAGUCGUCUGAUGCCGUAGAGGGACCAAAUAUCAUGUCAGCUGAAGAAGAAUUCUCUACAGAUGAUGGCCAGGUCGAGGCGGGAGUGGCACCUGACACCCCACGCACCCCUUCUACAGGGUGCAGUACUGCAACUGUUGACGACCAUGUGAUUGAAUGUGAUGUUGUCCUCGAUGACCAAGACCCAGGCGGCAGUAACCCAAGAUUAAACAUCAAAAUUGAUGUGAAACGUCAUGGGAAAAAUGCCGGUAUAAAUAAUAUUGACUUCGAACCUCCACCAGAAAAAAAUGAUCUAAAAUCUUGUAGGAAAAAUUCCAAUAUAAAUAAUAUUGAUUCUAAAGCCCCACGAGAAAAAAAUACAAGCAAUAAAAACAACCGGCGAACAAGGUUGAACAUCAAAAUGGAUCUAAAAUCUCAAGGGAAAAAUCCCCAUAUAAAUUAUAUUGACUCGAAACGUACACGAGAAAAAAAUACAUGCGAUAAGAACCCUCGGCAAAAAGUGUUCGAGUGUUCGGAUUGUGAUUACUCGAGUGUAGUAAGAAAAAACUUUAUCCAGCACGUAUUGUGCAGACAUUCAGGGGUUAAGAAGUUUAAAUGCCCGGAGUGUGAUUACUCAGCAGCAUUUAAACAUGUACUCACAAAACACUUUAUGAGUAAACACGCGACUAUUAAGCCAUAUGAGUGUCCCAAGUGUAGUUUCUCAUGUGUCACAGCUCAUAGGUUAAAGUCCCAUAUUAUGACGAAGCAUUAUAACUAUAAACCUCAUCAAUGUAAUCUAUGUGAGUAUGCCACCGACAGACCUGAUGUGCUCAGGCGACAUUUUCUUAAGAAACAUCCCGGGCAUAAGCUUAAUAACUUGCAUGAUUUAACUAAACAUAAUUCCGGUACAUAGAUAGAUUUAGGUUUAUAUGUUAACCAUUAAUAUAUAAAUUCCAGUACAUAAGAGAUAGAUUUAGUUUUUAUUUAACCAUUAACAUAUAAAUUCCAGUACAUAAGAGAUAGAUUUAGUUUUUAUUUAACCAUUAAUAUAUAAAUUCCAGUACAUAAGAGAUAGAUUUAGGUUUUAUUUAACCAUUAACAUAUAAAUUCCAGUACAUAAGAGAUAGAUUUAGUUUUUAUUUAACCAUUAAUA
Hyalella azteca is the source of this 1521-nucleotide messenger RNA. RefSeq names its product zinc finger Y-chromosomal protein 1. The record is from RefSeq and is a predicted model, not a curated record. The transcript has 3 exons. Gene Ontology annotation, biological process: regulation of transcription by RNA polymerase II. Lineage: Eukaryota; Metazoa; Arthropoda; Malacostraca; Amphipoda; Hyalellidae. The coding region runs from base 34 to 1281 and encodes 415 amino acids. Gene Ontology annotation, molecular function: RNA polymerase II transcription regulatory region sequence-specific DNA binding; DNA-binding transcription factor activity, RNA polymerase II-specific.